Molecule: messenger RNA, 342 nt
Organism: Phytophthora sojae
Lineage: Eukaryota; Oomycota; Peronosporomycetes; Peronosporales; Peronosporaceae
Exons: 1
Coding region: 1-342 (113 amino acids)
Source: RefSeq, a predicted model, not a curated record
AUGACGAUGGAAGCGGUCCCAACCGUUCGGUUUGACGACGACCGCACCCAAGACCGAGGAAGAGAUGGAAAUAUUGGAGAUUAUGAUGAAGAAUGGAAGAAAGCCGAGUUGCUCAGCGGGGCAGCUGAGUUCUCGCUGCAUGUUGGGCGCAUGGAGAAACCUCGACGAGCCCAACAAAACCUCGCAGCCGAGCUCGGUGGCGAUGCGGACGACGACAGUCAAGACGUCACUUCAGGGGACCGUCUGCCUCUGAUACAACGAGCGACGAGGGCAUCAAGCGCGAAAUGCCCGAGUUGGGAUUCGGUGCCGAACGUCUCGUGGGAAACCUUUCCACUCGACUAG